Paramecium tetraurelia is the source of this 1953-nucleotide messenger RNA. RefSeq lists its product as uncharacterized. The transcript is spliced from 8 exons. The record is from RefSeq and is a predicted model, not a curated record. Lineage: Eukaryota; Ciliophora; Oligohymenophorea; Peniculida; Parameciidae.
AUGAAUAAUUUGUAUAAUAAUUAUUAUAUAUUCGUUUUUUUAAUGUCGGGUAUCUACUUGGCUUUAGGAGUGUUAUUGGUUAUGUCCAAUCUAAAUCUUGGAGUAACUCAAUGGUUACCUACAUAUGAGGCAUUCAGAAGUGAAAAUAUCGACGAUCUAAAUGCAAGCAUAGGAUGGGUAAUCCAAAAUCAAUAUGAAGCUACAUUUGAUGUUGUAACGAAAUGCGGGCCAAUAUAAAUUUUAGGAGGAUUGAGGUCUUUCGGUUCCCAAACUACAAUAACAAAGAUGAUAAAGAUUCCUCCACAUUAUAGACUUAAAUUUAUAAUACAAUUAUGGAAAAUAGGCGAUUGGGAAAAUGAUAAAAUUUAAGUGUUUGUGGAUGGCGUGCCUUGGGAAAUGAAAUGGGGUUUCACAGAAGGAGGAAAACAAAUAUGUGGUGGUCCGAAAAUUCCUAACAGUGAUAAAGUUUAUGACGUCGAAUUUGAGGUAGCUCAUAAUUCCCCAACAGCUACUAUCGUCGUAGCUAGUACCUAAGUUUAGAAAGCAGAUAAAUAGGCGUGGGGCAUACGAAAUAUAAAAAUCUCUUUUAAGGAAUGUCCUUCCCAAUGUGGAAUAUGCCAUAAUGAUAAAGCCAAUGAGUGCAAAUAUUGGAAGUAAGUUGAUCUUAGUUGGUUUCAUACUGACACUUCAUUGGAAGGAUGGAAUUUACAAGAUGGCAAAUAAAAAUCAUUUUAAUGCUCAGGAAUUGUAAUGUUUGGAGGUCCCAACAAUAUUGGAAGUAAGGCCGUUUUAAUUAAAUAAACAAAAAAUCUACCUCCUCAUUAAAAAGUAAUGAUCAAAUUCACUUUAUGGAAGUUUGGAUUAUGGGAUAACGAUCAAUUCUAAGUGUAUAUUGACGAUGAGUAAGUGUACAAGCAGACAUUCUAAAAACUGGAUGGAUUAAGCAUAUGUGGAGAUUCCAAACCAGGGUGUGGGUAGAAAUUGGUGAACAUAGAAAUAAUCUAAAAGCAUAAAAAGAAUGAAAUGACAGUGAAAUUCACUUCAUCUUUAAAGUAAGAUCCUGAAGAUCAAUCAUGGGGUGUAAGAGAUUUCUUUGCUUUUGCAGCCGAAUGUCCAAAAUUCUGUAAGAGUUGCUUUGGAUCAGGAGAUAGCGAAUGUUUAAAAUGUGAAGAAACGCAUUAAUUAAUUGAAGGGAAAUGUGUCAAUAAAGAUGAUUGGUUUAUUUUAACUAAAGAAUUCAAUGAACCUUAGAGUUUUAAAAAGAUCAAGGAAUGGUAGAUCGAAAACAUCGAUCCUAUUCAAUCUGAAGUCGAAACUUCACCUAUCACUUAAUGUGGUAAGGAUGUCAGCAUUUUUGGAGGCUACAAAAUAUUGGCUAAAAAAUCAAUAGUUUCAAAAGUUUACUCCAAUAUUCCAGCACAUAAUUUCUUGAGAUUACGAAUCACUAUGUACAAGAUAGACAGAUGGGAUGGAGAAGAGUUGAUUAUUCUAGGGGAUGAUAAAUUGAUAUGGAGUCAACUCUUGGGUUGGAAUGACCCAGGUCAAUCAAAUAUAUGUGGGGAUCCAAAAAGUCCAUGGAAGGAAAGAAUUAUGUUUAUAGAUUAAGUCAUAUAACAUAAUAAAGAUGAAUUCAAAUUGACCAUCACAUCCACCUUAUAAGCAACUGCGGAGAUUGCUUCAUGGGGGUUUAGGGAUGUUAUGUUGCUUUAUUCACCCAUAAAAGAGUGUAUUACUAUAUUUAGUGAAUGCAACUAUUAAGGUGAAUAAGGAUAGAUUUGUGAUAAUAUUGAAGAAUUAAACAAAUUUGAUUUUUAAAUAAAGUCUAUGCAAAUACCUGAAGGAUUGAAAUUUGUUGGUUUCAAGAAUGCCAAAUUCAAGGGAGACAGAGUUGAGUACACAACAAAUUAGAAAUGUCUUGAAGAUAUUCAAUUUUCAUUCAUCUAAAGAAUAUGA